Molecule: messenger RNA, 234 nt
Organism: Cyphellophora europaea CBS 101466
Lineage: Eukaryota; Fungi; Ascomycota; Eurotiomycetes; Chaetothyriales; Cyphellophoraceae
Exons: 2
Coding region: 1-234 (77 amino acids)
Source: RefSeq, a predicted model, not a curated record
AUGUUACCAACAUCAAUGCCAGCCACGACCAGCGCCCAUCACCCGUCGGGAGACUAUGGCCAGGAAGCGAAGGUCACGCGAGCCAUUCUUAUACUGGCGAAUUAUCAGCUACUGAUCAAGUAUGCGAAUCUGAACCAGAAAUCUAUUCCUCGAACGAGGUAUUAUUUCGAGCAAGUGGCAGUUGGGGCCGAGCCGGACCCAAUCAUUCAGAACUGGUUUGGAAACGACAAAUAG